Messenger RNA from Jaculus jaculus (lesser Egyptian jerboa), 1805 nucleotides. Its product is annotated as eukaryotic translation initiation factor 5-like. Gene Ontology annotation, cellular component: cytosol. The record is from RefSeq and is a predicted model, not a curated record. Gene Ontology annotation, biological process: translational initiation; formation of translation preinitiation complex; formation of cytoplasmic translation initiation complex. Gene Ontology annotation, molecular function: translation initiation factor activity; GDP-dissociation inhibitor activity; eukaryotic initiation factor eIF2 binding. Lineage: Eukaryota; Metazoa; Chordata; Mammalia; Rodentia; Dipodidae.
AUGAGAGCGAGAACAUUCCAGAGGUCGCCAGGCUCGGCGCUGCCGGUGUGGACGCGGACGUCGCUGGGACAGCCCCUCCCGCUGCUCGGCGGCAGCACCUGUCCGGCCGCCCCUCCGCUUCCGCCCGCCCCGCCCCUUCGGAUCCGGUUUCCAGCGCCUCUUCCUCCCAGUCCCAGGCGAGCCGCGUUGGGUUUAUGUCUUUAUUUGACGAAAACGAGCUGUUGCGCAGCCAUUGACAGAAGAUACCAAAAAGUUGCAAUCAAAGAUCUCUUCAUCUUAUUGAUAAGGUCACUAAUAAGCCAAAAUGUCUGUCGUGUCAGACCAGUUCUAUCGUUACAAGAUGCCGCGUCUGAUUGCCAAGAUCCCACCAAAUAUUUUGGUUGUGAGCUGGGAGCACAGACCCAGUUUGAUGUUAAGAAUGACCGUUACAUUGUCAAUGGAUCUCAUGAGGCGAAUAAGCUGCAAGACAUGUUGGAUGGGUUCAUUAAAAAAUUUGUUCUCUGUCCCGAGUGUGAGAAUCCUGAAACAGAUCUGCAUGUCAAUACAAAGAAGCAAACAAUAGGUAAUUCUUGUAAAGCUUGUGGCUAUCGAGGCAUGCUUGACACACAUCAUAAACUCUGUACAUUCAUUCUCAAAAACCCACCUGAGAACAGUGACAGUGGUACAGGAAAGAAAGAGAAAGAAAAGAAAAAUAGAAAGGGUAAAGACAAGGAAAAUGGCUCUGUAUCCAGCAGUGAGACACCACCACCACCACCACCAAAUGAAAUCAGUCCUCCUCCACAUGCUGUGGAAGAAGAGAAAGAUGAUGAUUGGGGAGAAGAUACAACUGAGGAAGCCCAGAGCCGCAGAAUGGAUGAGAUCAGUGACCAUGCAAAAGUUCUGACCCUAAGUGAUGAUUUGGAAAGAACUGUGGAAGAGCGUGUCAAUAUCCUGUUCGAUUUUGUUAAGAAAAAGAAAGAAGAGGGCAUCAUUGACUCAUCUGACAAAGAAAUUGUUGCUGAAGCAGAAAGACUAGAUGUGAAAGCCAUGGGCCCUCUUGUGCUGACGGAAGUUCUCUUUAAUGAGAAGAUUAGAGAGCAAAUUAAGAAAUACAGGCGCCAUUACUUAAGAUUUUGUCACAACAACAAAAAGGCUCAGCGGUACCUUCUUCAUGGUUUGGAGUGUGUGGUAGCAAUGCAUCAAGCUCAGCUCAUCUCCAAGAUUCCACACAUCUUGAAGGAGAUGUAUGAUGCAGACCUUUUAGAGGAAGAGGUCAUCAUCAGCUGGUCAGAAAAGGCCUCUAAAAAAUAUGUCUCAAAAGAACUUGCCAAAGAACGAAUCAAAGCAGAGCCAUUUAUAAAAUUGUUGAAGGAAGCAGAGGAAGAAUCUUCUGGUGGUGAGGAAGAAGAUGAAGAUGAAAAUAUUGAGGUGGUGUAUUCAAAGACUGCCAGUGUAAGGAAGGUUGAAACUGUGAAGUCUGACAACAAGGAUGAUGACAUUGAUAUUGAUGCCAUUUAAAAGGAUGGAUGCAACCUAGCAUAACAGUGUAAAGCUGCAAAUUUUUCUCCAUUUUCAAUCAGAAGUGCAACAUGUAUGUGCAAAAGCUAAAAUAGCUUAACAUCAUGCUACACUUGAUACUAAAAAGCUAUUACUAUGAGUGGUCUGUAAUUAAGCCCAGUGAGACAUCUAGGGAGUCCAUCCAUGUAUCAGUGAACAGAUGUAGUUUGCUUAUUUCUAGCAUGUUUCUUUUGGAAAAACUAGUGAUGGACACAUUUGGAUCACAUUUAUACAAUUCUAAAAACAAAGAUUUGAUUUUGGGCUCUGAA